AUGAGUGCAGCGGCCGGCUCGAGUGCGGCAGGCGGCAGUGCGGCAGCGGCGGCGGGCAGCAGCAACGGUGCGCCCAACAAUGUCUUCUCGCACUACGUCCGCCUCAGCAGCGCCAUCGACUACCUGACCGUGGCGCAGCUCAAGGCGGUGCUCAAGGAUCUCUCCUCGUCGUCGGCGUCCGACUCGCGCAUCAAGAUCUCGGGCAACAAGCCGCAGCUGCUCGACCGGCUGCGCGAGUUCUUCGAGGCGGCGCACGAGACGCGCAACGUCGAAAAGUUCAACGAGUUCCGCCGCAUCAUGGCGCUGCACUGGGGCCAGGCCGCGCUGCCGGACUGGGCCGCGGGUGUCGCUGCGGCGCCUCCGCCGAAGAAGAGCUACGGCGGCGUGCCGGCCGCCAAGCUCGGCGGCUCGGCGGUGGCGUCUGGCUCGGGCGCCGGCUCCUCCGCGGCGGCGCACGCCGGCCACGCAGCCCUGGCUCGCAAUGCGAGCGCGCCUGUGUCGCGCCCGCGUUUCCGCCCCUCGCCGUUCUACCACGUCGCAGAAUGGGCCAGCCCGAACACACAGCUCGUUGAGGCCUUUGGCAAUGAGCGUCGCGCUGCAACGAUCCGCUUCCAGACUACAGCAACGCAGCGCGCCCUGCUGGCUGCCGACCCCACGCACUACAGCUACCGUCUCUUCAUCGCGCCCAAGCCGGCGUGGGACGCCGCGUCGAUCUCGCACGGCAGUCCGUGUCUGAUCGACUUUCCCGCGUCGUCCGAGCUGCUUAUCAACAACAUCCGCCACCCGGCGACAUUCAAGGGUAACAAGAAGCACCCGGGCCGUGUGCCGCCGCCGGAUCUCAAUGCGCGCAAGAGUCUCUCGACGCGCGAGGGCCAGUGGAACAGCGUCAUGCUCAACUACGCGAGCGACAAGAAUGGCGGCAGCUACGUGGGCAAAUACGUCAUGGCAAUUGCACUGUGCAAGAUCGCCACGCCCGAAGAGCUCGUCGAGACGCUCAAGGCCACGCACACCAAGUCCAAGGAGCAAGUGGUGCUCGGCAUGCGCUCUGCGGCCGAGGACGACGACAUCGAGGCCGGCGCACAGACGUUCCGCUUCACGUGUCCGCUGUCGUACGUGCCCAUCUCGACGCCCGUGCGCUCGACGAUCUGCCCGCACGCGCAGUGCUUCGACGCGCUCGCCUUCUACUCGAUGAACUCCGUCACGCCGACGUGGGAGUGCCCCGUGUGCUCGCAGAACUUCAAGCCGGAGAACCUCUUCGUGGACGGCUAUGCGCAGGACAUCCUGCGGCGUGUGCCGUCGGCCAAGGAGCGUGUGCUGGUCGAGCCUGAUGGCGUGUGGCACACCGAGGACGACCGCUUCAAGUCCACCAACGAGGAGGCGGCGCGCCUGGCCGCUGCGGCCGAGGCCGGCGCGGCAGGUGCCAGUCAUGCGAGCAGCCGCAAUGCCAGUGCGGAAGAGGCAGAGGCUGGCGGCUCGGGUGAUGCAGGGCCCAGCCGCGCAAGCAAGGCAGCUGCACCCGUGCUCGUCCUCGAAGACACGCCCUCGCCGGGCGGUCCGGCACGGGCAGCGCCGGCUGCUCCUGCCGUGCGCCUCGAGAGCGCCGCCGCUCCGCCUCGUGCAGCCAUGGCCCGUGCGGCGCCUGCUCCCGCCGCUGCCGCUCCAGCGCCGCGUCCCAGCGCGCAGCCCGGCCCGGCCGUCAUCGACCUGACGCUCGACUCGAGCGACGAGGACGACGAGCCGCCGCCGCCGCCGCCGCCUCGCAUCGCGCCGCCUGCGCGCAGCGAAAGCGCACAGGCAGGAGCGCGCUCAGCCAGUGCCGUGCGCUUCGGCGCGGCGGCUGCGGCGGCGCAGAAUGCCUUUGGCAGCUCGAGCGCUGCACAGGCCAACGGCAGUGGUGCCGCAAACGGCUACGCGCGACGUCCGUCCGCCAUCGCUGCCGCGGAAGCCGGACACUCGAGCGAGGAGAGCGAAGGCCCGCGCCGGCCGUACAAGCGCCAGCGCCUGCAGCUGCAGCAAAACGACGACGAGUUCCCCGACGACGGCGACUUCUCGGACGACACGCCGCUGGCGGCGCUGUACCAGCGCAACGGCACGGGCAGUGGCGGCGGCGGCAAUGGCGCCGCGCCACGCCCCUCGGACGGCCACGGUGCGUCUCGGAGCGGCGGCCGCAUUGAGCACGCGGUGGUGCGCGCACGCACGAGCGACGCCGGGGAGGGCGGCAGCGGCAGCGGCAGCGGAGCGCCGGCGCCGCAAGGCAUGCGCCGCCAUGUUUCGGCGACGCAUGGCGGAGCUGCGGAUGGGCAGCACGGCUUUGCGCACUGGCGCGGCGAUGGCGGCGAUGCCGGCAGUGCCUGGCGCCGGGUUGCGGCCCCGCCUGCGGCACCGGGCUCGGGCUGGCGCAGUGCCGAGGGCGCACAGCGCGAGUACCAGCUGGCGCAACAGCAGCAGAGCCAGCGCGUCGCCUCGCAAGAGGCGGCGGACAAGGAGCGCGAGCGCGAGGCGCAGCGCGCCCGCGACCGCGCCGAGAUCCACGCCGCCGUGGCGGCGGCGAUAGACGAGGACGAGGAGCAGGAGGCGGCUCUGGCGCGCGACGCCGAGAUGCGGGCGCUGGAGGCGCGGCACUAG
This is a messenger RNA of Tilletiopsis washingtonensis, 2625 nucleotides long. RefSeq lists its product as hypothetical. The record is from RefSeq and is a predicted model, not a curated record. Gene Ontology annotation, biological process: protein sumoylation. The transcript has 9 exons. Bases 1 to 2625 code for a protein of 874 amino acids. Gene Ontology annotation, molecular function: zinc ion binding; SUMO ligase activity. NCBI's taxonomy places the organism in Eukaryota, Fungi, Basidiomycota, Exobasidiomycetes, Entylomatales.